CUUUUUUAUGUAAAGAUUUUGAUUAUUAUCGAAUUAUCGAGUUUCAAGAAAGGGUUGAAGCACAAAUAUGAAGCGGUUUUCAACUUUUAAUUAUUACAAUAAAAAUUGUUGGGGUAGGUGGCAUUUCAAUUUUUUUUCUCCAUCUGGCGGGAAAGGGAGCCAGAACACAAAACUUCUAAAAGAUGGUGCCCCCGUUGGAAGCUGAUUUAUAAAAAAUAGUGGAUCGUGAACAAAGGCUUGGCCAACGUCAUUCCAGUUUUGUAUUAAGAACGGUUGAUAUUAUGUUUGAAAAGUUUUAUUGGAAGUGAUUAAAGCCAUGAAACGCAUCUUUCAAGUUUAUUGUGAUCCUAUGUGAUUGCCCUUGGGUAUAUAUUUUUUUUAUAACUACAGAAAAGGGUCAAUAUUCCUCAUCGUUUUUUUACUGCCUCUGAUGAAAGUUCCUGAACAGUUAAAUGAUGCCUUAGUGUCUCUAAUGGUUUAGAAGGUUUGUUAUGUUUACAGAAUUUACAUGUUUGUUUACAGGCUGUUUGUCAGAAAUGUCUUGGAGAUAUUUUAGACUCAAUUAAAAGAAAAAGAAAAUCAAGUAAAUAUGGAUGCUACCAAAAAGUUGGAUUAAAAAGAAUUUAAAGAAGGCCAGGAUAAACAAUUAUAAUGAAAAUAUGAGGAUGUGAUAACAGAAAAGGACCUGAAGUUCAUUAGGAAUAUUCAAUUUAAUGAAAAUGGAGAAAGAAGUAUAUUCCAAGGCAACCCAAGCCCAAGGUCCUUACGACGCCCUCGAUAUGUUCCAAUCUUAUUAUUGCAAUUACCCCACCAGCUACUUACAGGGAUUGAAGUACCAACUAAAGGAGCAGAUGGGGUUCAACACGGACCCUGGGCACCUCACCUCUCUCUAUACACCACCUGUAAGGAAGACCCCUCCGAAACAGACCGGCCAUGAACCUGGUCCAGCGGUAGAAUGCCCGCAUGGCCACGACUCUCAGAAGAAUCCUAUUCACAUCAAAACCGACGAUCCUAAAGAUGGAAGCGGCAUCGAAUCGCCGACAUUCCAUUGCCUUCACACUCGUCCUUCGAGCAGUUCGACUUCUGAAGAUCCUCAAAAGGGUAAAGUCGAAUGUUUCUAUUGUGAUUACAAUAACAUAAAUAACACAGUGUUGAAAACUCACCUUAAAAAACACAAGCCUGAACGACAGCUACCAUGUGAUAAGUGUGAUUACUUCACUUCGUUAACGAGCAGUUUGAAAUCACACAUGUUGAAACAUACUGAUGAAAAGCCGUUAAAGUGUUCCUACUGCGACUACAGCACUAAACACAAUAGCGCCCUGAAGCUCCAUUUAAGUAAACAUACCGGUAUAUACCAGUAUUCUUGCCCGCAAUGCGAUUACAGAACCGCCAGCUCAAGCAGCCUCAAGUCGCACAUGCUGAAACACAGCGAUAUCAAACCUCUCAAGUGCCCUUUUUGCGACUAUUGUACGAAACACAAAAAUGCUUUGAAACUACAUCUAAGCAAACACAACGGGAUUCUGCAGUACGGUUGUCCACAAUGUGAUUAUAGGACGGCUAGCGCAAGUAGUUUAAAGUCGCACAUGAUGAAGCAUAGUGAGAUAUAUAUCUACAAUACUUUGGUACCGAAGAAUGUAGAACAACAAUUAUUAGAAGAUAAUAAGAAUACGUAAUAAAAUUGAAAGAAAAAAAAAAAAAAAUUAAAAGUACGUUUAAACUGAGGAGAAAUCUCUCUUGGUAGAUAUUUACUGAAUUAACUUGUGAACAGUUACGGUAAGCUAUAAGGUCCUCUUUUAAAAAUCCCUUUUAAACUUAGUACUUAUAUAUAUUGUAUUAUAUAUGUUUAUAUAUAUAUGUCCUCAUGUUUAGAGCUGAUUGUAUGAAUUUGCAUGUUAAUUGUAAAAAAGGAUUAGAGAAUAAUGUAGAAUUAAUUUGAAGAAAUUUUAAAAGCGUUAGUUUAAGGCAGUGUGGAUUUAUAUAUAUAAGAAAAAUUGAAUACACAGUAGGUUGUGAAUAAUUGACAACUAUGGGAACCUUCACUGUAUUUUUUAAAUUGUGAAUUCCUAAAUAGAAAACAAAAACCUGUAUAACAUGUCAUGGGCACAAACUUCUCUUAAAAAUUUGUUCCAUCUUACGAUAGUUGCGUUGGAUUGUUUGAGCUGCUCUUUCCCCCACUGUAUUGUUGUUAAAUUAUGGGACCACCCAUAAAUGAAUUUUAAAGCCAUUAAAAAAGAAAUCCUCGACCCCUCUAACCACGUUCCUUUCCUUAUAGAAACGGUUUUGUUACAACUAGCAUCGAUAUUUCACCUUUGCAAAUAUUCCGGCUUCUUUAAAAUAUUUUAUAGCUUCUUGUUCUGAAGACGGCAAUUCCCACAAUGUGACAACAUCCAUAAUUAAAUAACACUAACUCACAGCUAACACAAGAAACAAAAAAUAAACAAGGGAAUAACUUAGGUUGGAUGAGAUGAGGGAGGUUAUGUGAAACGAGAUUAGCUAAGAAGGGAGGUUUUGACGCUACCCACUAUUAAAUAAGUACCCAAAAUUUAUUCCCUCUCGAUCUGUCUACUUUUGAAAUUGUGUGAGUUUUAAGACCUCUCAAUUUUUUCAAUGGCUCUUUUUUUU
Molecule: messenger RNA, 2622 nt
Organism: Nezara viridula (southern green stink bug)
Lineage: Eukaryota; Metazoa; Arthropoda; Insecta; Hemiptera; Pentatomidae
Source: the annotation of a GenBank genome assembly